Pseudocercospora fijiensis CIRAD86 is the source of this 1446-nucleotide messenger RNA. RefSeq lists its product as uncharacterized. Gene Ontology annotation, molecular function: heme binding; iron ion binding; monooxygenase activity. Lineage: Eukaryota; Fungi; Ascomycota; Dothideomycetes; Mycosphaerellales; Mycosphaerellaceae. The transcript has 2 exons. The coding region runs from base 1 to 1446 and encodes 481 amino acids. The record is from RefSeq and is a predicted model, not a curated record.
AUGCUGGCCGUGAUCAUCAGCUUACUUCUAGUGAUCGGUUACCUGUUCUCACUAGCAUAUCGAGUGAGCCCUUGGCACCCUCUCUCACAUAUUCCAGGACCUUGGCGGACGGCCAUAUCAUCUCUUUGGUUGCAAUAUCACACUUUCCACGGCACCCAAGGUAAAGCAACGCGAAGACUACACCAUAUCUAUGGCCCGAUAGUGAGAGUUGGACCCAACGAAGUGGAGAUUGCAGACGGUGCGGCACUUUGGCCCAUCUAUAUCAAAAAUGGUGGCUUCGAUAAAAGCCAUCACUAUGCGAUGCUGGACAUUGACGGUCAUUCUACGGUCUUCUCUACUCUGCAGAAUCGAAAGCGAGCGGACAGGCUCAAGGUUGCACUACCAUUCUUCUCUGCCGCCUCUGCACAACGUCAAGUCCCCAUGCUCAAGGCGUAUGCGGUAAAGCUGGCCGAAAGACUGGAACGAGACAAAAUCAGAGGAGAUACGGUCGACCUCCUAGACCGCUGCAGGUCUUACUCGCUCGACACAACUUCGAGCUACGUCUUCGGCGAGGCUUUCGGCGCUAUGGAAGAAGAUAAGAUGUCCAUAGCUCCUGUUGUGGACAAUUUUGUUGAAGUCAACUUGCUGUUCAACAUUCCUAGUCGCUUCUAUCGAAUCUUCAGCUUUUGUUAUAAUGCUUUCGUAGUCAAAACUGCCGUCAAGCAGGCGGAUGCCAAAGUCGAUAAGUGGAUUAGAGAUGUUGUAGUUAGAAACCUGGGCAAGUCGCCUGAAGCGCAGAAGACCUAUCCGGGUAGGCUCGCGGCCUUGGGAAUGCCACUCAACGCAGUGGUCCCAGAAGGCAAGGACGCAAUCUUUGGAGCGACUGAUGCGCUUGGAUUAGCGCUGUCGUUGAUUCUAUGGCGACUGGCGUCGAACACCGCAGUGUAUGCAGCUCUGCGAGAAGAGCUUGAGAGCAACGCCGGCAUGCAAGACGAGAAGCUGCAGAGCCUCCCUAUCCUCACGGGCAUCAUCAAAGAGGUUAUGCGCCUCAGCUCUACUGUACCUUGCAAGCUACCCCGUGUUACUCCUAGAGAAGGUAUGAUUUAUAAGGAUAUCUAUAUUCCAGGCAAUGUAGUUGUUGGCGUUGCGCCGUGCAUCCUCCACUUCAACGAACAAGUAUACCCAGAGCCGUACACAUUCCGGUACCAGAGAUGGCAGGACGCGACGGAGGAGAUGAGCCGAGAUUGGAUGCCUUUCGGAAAAGGCGCUCGAGCUUGUCUGGGGCGUCAUUUGGCUAUGCUGCAGCUCUGCGUUGCCGUGUCCACUGUCGUCAGGAGCGGCGUGCUGAACAACGCGAGAACUAUGAAGUCGAGCAUCGAGUUUUGGGAAUGGUACAACGUAAAGGUCGCGGGCGGAACGAUCGAGAUCGGAUGGCAGGAGAGUCCUGAAGUCACAGACGAUGUGUAG